GGACCUCUCACAAAACUCAAUCGGGCUAGCUGAGCCCAUUUGACCAACUCAACUCACCCACACAACCUCUGAACCGGUCAUCCCUUCGCCGCAAGCCGCCGCCUUUUGCGUGUUCGAACUUCGAAGCCUCAGCCGACCCAACACAAAUAAAUAAAUUAAAAAAAAAAAACAUGUCGAUAGCUCUCUCACCAGCUCCUCUUCCCCUACGCACCCAUGCGCACUUUAGCCCCUUCGUUCCUUCCAUGUCUAUCGUGCGCCGCCUGACCCUCAACCGCCAUCGUCGCCGCUUCGCCAGCCUCGCCGUCGCCGCUGCUGUCCGCCAGGACACUGCAGUUUGGACUCCUGCGCCUCUCUCUGCCGUCGAAUCGGCUGCUGAGUCCCUCUUCCAUGUCACCGUCGAUCUCUCCGACGCGCCGGACCUCGCUACCUCUCACUCCCGCGCUGGACAGUACCUUCAGCUGCGGGUUCCGGACUCGGAUAAGCCUUCGUUUCUUGCGAUCGCGUCGCCGCCGGGUUUGAGUUCCGCGAAGGGAGUGUUUGAGUUUUUGGUGAAGAGCGUGGCCGGGUCGACGGCCGAGCUUCUAUGCGGGCUCAGGAGAGGGGACGUUGUGGAGCUUGGACCGGUCAUGGGAAAUGGUUUCGAUGUCGAUCGAAUUCAACCGCCGGAGAAGUAUUCUACUGUUCUCAUCUUUGCUACUGGAUCUGGAAUUAGUCCAAUCCGGUCUCUUAUAGAGUCAGGAUUUAGUGCCGGCAAGCGAUCUGAUGUCAGGCUAUAUUAUGGGGCUAGAAACCUUCAGAGAAUGGCUUAUCAGGAUAGAUUUAAGGACUGGGAAUCUUCAGGUGUUAGUGUAGUGCCAGUUUUGUCUCAACCAGGAGAUGAUUGGAAAGGUGAAACUGGUUAUGUGCAGGCAGCUUUUAAAAGAGCCAAGCAAAUUUUUAACCCUCUCUCCACAGGGGUAGUACUAUGUGGACAGAAGCAGAUGACAGAGGAAAUUACCUCAAUUCUUGUUGAAGUCGGUGUAUCAAAUGACAAAAUCCUGAAAAAUUUUUGACCAUCGAAAAAGGUGUCUUAUUGUUCAAGUAUUUAUUUGUUCCAAUUGUUGAGUAAAAAAUAUAUCUCAGCUCGGAAAUCAAAAUAAGGUGUCUUGAGAGUAGAACUUUAAUAUUAUGAAGUUUACACUUUACAUUAGUGACUAGUGAGUGGCCUGCAAUGCCAAAUAUUAUCAUCAAUGUAGACGCAACAAAAUCCUUGUAUAAUUGAAUUUUCUGAUUUUAGCUUAUCUUUAGAUCACAUUCUGUAGCACGCUCAACUCCAUCUUAUAAAAUACUUACUUAAAAUAUUUUUUUUUUCUA
Humulus lupulus (European hop) is the source of this 1353-nucleotide messenger RNA. RefSeq names its product fruit protein pKIWI502. Bases 171 to 1052 code for a protein of 293 amino acids. The record is from RefSeq and is a predicted model, not a curated record. Gene Ontology annotation, molecular function: oxidoreductase activity. NCBI's taxonomy places the organism in Eukaryota, Viridiplantae, Streptophyta, Magnoliopsida, Rosales, Cannabaceae. The transcript has 5 exons.